AUGGCGUCCACCAUGCAGCUAGAGUUCACGCAGGCGAUGACCGAUUUCAAGACGAUGUUCCCAGAUAUGGAUGACGAUGUUAUUGAAGCCGUACUACGCGCUAACCAAGGCGCUGUAGAUGCGACUAUUGACCAACUCUUAGCUAUGAGUACGGAUAACCAAAAUGAACGUUUGCGGCUCGAAAUGGAACGAGUGGAAAGCAGUACGCCGUCACGUCGCAAAGACCGUCGCUCGGGCUGCAGAGCUACUGACAAUGGCGAUGAUAAUGAUACCACAGCCCUCGUAGACGUUGAUGACGAUUCAAUUCCCUUAGCUGUAAGAAGGAAAUGGGUACCUAGAAUGCUGGGCCCUCUACCUCCCAUGUUUCUACGAAUACCACCCGGUACAGACGCAAGAAUAGACCUGAGUUUAGAGAUGGAUGACGACAAAAUUGCCACCUUCCUGCAGAAUGAGGAGUUCAUGGCGGAACUGCGAUGGAACCAGGAGUUCAUGGCUGCGUUAGACAGUGAGCAGGGACAGAAAACAAAGUGUCAUGACGAUGAGGCCGCAUUCAAGGAGAGGCUAAAGAACAUGGGCAAAUCAUCCCGCAAGAAGUUCGCCCAGCUCUCGAAGAUGUUUAGUCGUGGCGGGUCGCGGCGGUCGGGCAGCGCUCGAGCGCCACCUCGCGGCCCGCCAGACAGUCUGCUGCUUCAAGAGGAACAUAGUGACGAUGACGACCGCCCACAGCACCACGUCAAAAUAUAA
This is a messenger RNA of Spodoptera littoralis (African cotton leafworm), 744 nucleotides long. Lineage: Eukaryota; Metazoa; Arthropoda; Insecta; Lepidoptera; Noctuidae. The record is from the annotation of a GenBank genome assembly.